UAAAGUAAUCACCUUUCAAAAAUUCCCCCUUUCGCUUUUCCUUUCUAAAAAAUAAAACACUUAAAUUACUAUGCCAUUACGUAAGCACUAAGCUGGCCUUACUUUACUAAUGCCAUUCACUAGCGAAUGUCAUUAAAGUAGACUAAUGGCAUCAUAAUGGUUUAGUUUAAGCCAUUUGGUACUCAUACAUUCAGUUGUGAUAAAUCUAUUGCAGUGACAAUAAUUUAUCUAUUUAAUUUUCAUCUAACUAUUUGAUCAUGGACAGAAGCAAUCGUAAGACAAUUCGUGUUGGUUCACGUAAAAGUGAAUUAGCAUUAAUCCAAACCAAGUUUGUUAUUAGCCAGUUAAAAGAAUUACAUCCCGAAAUAGAAUUUGAAAUAGUCUCUAUGACCACAAUGGGUGAUAGAGUUCUGGAUAAACCUUUACCAAAAAUUGGAGAGAAAAGUUUGUUCACCAAGGAUCUUGAAGUUGCUUUACUUAGUGGUACUGUUGAUUUCAUUGUACAUUCAUUGAAAGAUUUACCAACUGUAAUGGAAAUUGGAACAACAAUUGGCGCUGUAUUAGAACGAGAUGAUCCAAGAGACGCUCUAGUACUUCGAGAAGAUUGUAAAGAAUAUCAAUUGGACUCACUACCUUCAAAAAGUUUCAUUGGAACUAGUUCCUUAAGACGCACAGCUCAGUUGAAAAGAAAAUUUCCUAAUCUUCAAGUGUCUGAUGUCCGUGGAAAUUUAAACACUAGAUUAAAGAAAUUGGACAGUAGUAAUUCUACUGGUGACAACACAAAUACAAAUUAUAGUGGCAUAAUUUUAGCAUUGGCUGGAAUUCAAAGAAUGGGAUGGGAAAAACGUGUAUCUCAAAUAAUUGAUUCAGAUGUUAUGCUUUAUGCUGUUGGUCAAGGCGCUUUGGCAGUUGAAUGUCGUUUGGGAGAUGAUUAUAUUUUAGAAUUACUUGAACCAUUGCAUCAUUAUAAAACAGUUUUACAAGUUGUUGCUGAAAGAGGUUUCCUUACACGAUUGGGAGGAGGAUGCAGUGCACCUGUUGGCAUAAGGUCUAAUGUUUGUUUAACAAAAAAUGCUAUGUCUUUGGAUGGUGCCGUUUGGAGCCUUGAUGGCUCAGAACAAUUACAAUCUUCAUCUUCUGCAGAGUUGGCAGAUAAAAAAGUCAUACAGAGCCAUAUUGAUCAGUACAGAGGUGAAGAUGGAGAACCACCAAAGAAAUGUCCAUACAAACAACCAAGACAAUUUGUAGGAGUUACACCAGGGAAAAUUAGUUAUUUAGAUUUGGAUGCAGCAUUAAAAUUGGGUACAGAGUUAGCAGAGAAUUUAAUAAGUAAAGGUGCUCUAGAUAUAAUGAAUACAGCAAAAGAUAUAAUUCACUCGACCAUUAAAUAAUUGUACAUAACCUUGUGUUAUUAAAAUUUACUUUUUCAUUAUUCUCUUGGGGCUGUUAUGUUUGGUUUUGGUGAUUUAUGUUAACCCUUGUUAUUUAUUGUAUUGUCCUUUUAUUUUUAUUUGAAUGACUACCCCUUGUUGAAUUAUGCUACUCUUAUUAUUGUUAGUAAAAUAUAAUUAUUUACAAUUAGUUACCCAUCAAAUAUAUAUUCUUAUUCUUUAAUUUCUAUAAGUGCUAGAAUAGUUUAAUCAGGAAAAAUUGGAAGGGAAAUGUGUAAUAAAAAUAUAAAAUAUGCAUUUCUGAAUA
This is a messenger RNA of Rhopalosiphum padi (bird cherry-oat aphid), 1698 nucleotides long. RefSeq names its product porphobilinogen deaminase. The record is from RefSeq and is a predicted model, not a curated record. The coding region runs from base 258 to 1391 and encodes 377 amino acids. NCBI's taxonomy places the organism in Eukaryota, Metazoa, Arthropoda, Insecta, Hemiptera, Aphididae. Gene Ontology annotation, cellular component: cytoplasm. Gene Ontology annotation, biological process: heme biosynthetic process. The transcript has 4 exons. Gene Ontology annotation, molecular function: hydroxymethylbilane synthase activity.